AUGUACGCGCACACCCAUCCGUCACUACUAACGCUCCCUCCCUCCCGUCGCCCACGCUCCCUCCCCUCUAACGAGAAUGGGGACUCCCCGUGCCUUGCAACUCCCCUUCCUCCUGCUACGCCACACCCCAUCCCUCAUCUCCCCUUCCCUCGUCUCCCCAUCCCUCGUCUCCCCAUCCCUCAUCUCCCCAUCCCUCAUCUCCCCUUCCCUCAUCUCUCCAUCCCUCGUCUCCCCAUGCCUCAUCUAAACCCAUGCCUCACCUCCCCAUCCCUCAUCUCCGCAUCCCUCAUCUCCCCAUCCUGCAUAUCCCCAUCCCUCAUCUCCCCUUCCCUCACCUCCCCGUCCCUCAUCUCCCCAUCCCGCAUCUCCCCAUCCCUCAUCUCCCCAUCCCGCAUCUCCCCAUCCCUCAUCUCCCCAUCCCUCACCUCCCCAUCUCUCACCUCCCCAUCCCUCAUCUCCCCAUGCCUCACCUCUCCAUCGCUCAUCCAUCCAUCCCUCAUCUCCCCGUGCCUCACCCCAUCUCCGCCGCACCCCGUGGCAUCGUCACACGUCGCCAUUUCCCACCUCUUCCUACUUCCCAUCCCCCUCUUCCGCCCUUCCUACCCCCUUCUCUCAAUCCCUUCCUCUCGCCCUGCCAUCCUACUUCCCAUCCCCCUUUCCUCGUUUCCCCAGACCUCCUUUCCCAUACUCCUAACCCCAUCUCCUCCUCACCCCAUCUCCUCCUAUACACAUCCGCUUCUUUCCCCUUCCCUCGUCACCGCGUCCCCUCCUCUCCCCAUCCCCUCCUCUCACCAUCCCCUCUUCUCCCCACCCCCUCCCGUCCUCUCCCCAUCCGCCCAUCCCACCUCACCACUUCCCUCCUCUUCCCAUCCAUCCUCUCCUCAUCCCUCCCCAUCCGUCCUUUCCCCAUCCGAUCCUCUCACCCUCCCCUCCAGGUGUUUCCCACACCGCCCUCGGCCCAGCAGCACCUUUUCAUCCCCUGUGCUUUUCUGCACCAGGGAGCUGCUUGGGGCGCUGUGGGCGGAUGGCGGUGGGCAGAGUCACACAGCAGAGGCAGACGUGGUGCUGCCUGUCCUCCCUUUCCCCCGUCCUCCCUCCCCAUCCAUCCUUCCCUUCCUCUGUUCCUCUCUUCCUCCAUACGUCCCUUCCUCCGUUUCUCUGUCCCUCUUUUCCCCUGGUCGUCCUUCUGUAUGA
Messenger RNA from Closterium sp. Naga37s-1, 1194 nucleotides. The record is from the annotation of a GenBank genome assembly. Lineage: Eukaryota; Viridiplantae; Streptophyta; Zygnematophyceae; Desmidiales; Closteriaceae.